CUAUCGGUAAAAACAAAAGGUGUACAUUUCUCUCUGCCAUAAUCUGAUCCUAGAUAUAUCACUCUCAUCAUCCUAGGACCUUCCGUCCGAGAGCUAUUGACGAGCAAACUCUGAAUAAAAACAAAUUUACUGCGGUCUGUUGAAGACGGAGGACUGUUUCGAUCUAUCUUUUCCUAAAUAAGGUUUAACUAAUGCCGUUUACAUUUUUUGGGCAGCAGCCAGCAGUUGCCUAAUGAAGAGAGUGUUUACUUAGAGUUAAAAGAACUGUGGACUUUGACCUGUGUCCGGACAGCAGCAGCAAUAUUCACAGGAAACAAAACAGCUGCGAGGAUCAUCUUUGAGGAGUUGCAAAUUGGUUUGUUGUCGCUGUUCAUGGUGCUGAUGUUCCAGGAAUGGUGGAGACGCUAAGUAUCGCCGUUAUCGGAGCUCCCGGAGUCGGGAAAACUUCCAUAAUCCGUCAAUUUAUUUAUAAUGACUUCUCAGAGGUUUACACUCCAACCAGAGCCAGGUAUGUGUACAGACCCUCUGUGAUUUUGAACGGUAACAUGUACGACCUGAAGAUUUUGGAUGUCCCGCCAAUUUCGUCGUUCCCCUCCAGCUCGAGCCAGGAGUGGCUGGACCUGCGCUGCAGAGGGGUGCGUAAUGCCAAUGCUUACAUCCUGGUGUAUGACAUCUGCUGUGUGGAGAGCUUUGAGUACGUCAAGAUGAUCCGCCAGCAGAUCGUGGAGCACAGGGAGGGCAGCAGCAGUGAGGUUCCCAUCCUGGUGGUGGGCAGUAAGAGGGACCUGCAGCGCCAGCGCUUCACCCCUCGCAGGGCUGUCUCUGUGCUGGUCAAGAAGACCUGGAAGUGUGGCUAUGUGGAGUGCUCGGCCAAGUUCAACUGGCACGUGGUCCUGCUCUUCAAAGAGCUGCUGGGCAUCGCUGUGGCACGCGGCAUGAAACAGAACCACACCCCCGGGAUCCGCCUACAAGGGGCGCUACAGAGGAACCGCUGCACCAUCAUGUGACCCAGUGGACUCCCUCCAGUGUAGGGUGAAGUUGCCCCUAGGCGCUGAUCUUGGGUCAGUUUCGCAUUUUCCCCACUAAUGGCUAAGGUUAGGAUUGAGGAAGGGGAACCUGAUCCUAGAUCUAUACCUGGGGAAACUUCACCCCGGAGCAGUUCCUCCCCACCUAUGUCAGAGCCAUAAGAGCCUCACAGUCACACCUCAGGGGAAAUAAUAGGAAUAUGGAGAAGAAGACUUCAAUGUAAACAGCUGGAAAACAAACUGAGGCCUUCUGCUUUACUGAGCUGAUUUUCUUAUGAGGUUUAUGUGACUCCUGUGCUUUAGCUGCUAGGACUGACCUUUGGUCCUGUACAAGACGUACAUCUUUAUCACCUAUCAGAACACUCCAGUUCUGUCACAAUGUUCUUAUUGAGAGAAAGGAGGAAGAGGAAGAGGAGGAAGAAGAGGGUUUGUUAAUGAAUUUAGAGAAGUAGAGCAGCUACUUUACUUCCACAGCUCUGGUCAAAAUUACACACACAAUUAUCACCACACCACCAGGUGUGGUACUGAGCUCCCCAGAUCAUAAUGCAGCUAGACUAGAAUACCUCACAUAGAAUGUAUAUACCCAGACAAGGUAGGAGACAUCCAGAGCAUACUAUGUAUUGGCAUCCUACCACUCAAACAAACAUAAUACUUUCUGGAAAUGUCAAAGCAAUGUCUGAAUUGUGCAAGAUAUUUUUAUUGUUUGAGAAUGUGGUAAACGUGUCCUAUGAUUACAGACACCCUGUGACAAUGUUUGCACUGAAAAUGAGUACCUGUACUGUAUAUACGUACGUGCAUCAUUCAUUUGCAUGCUUUUGCAGGUCAGGGUUUAAUUGCACUGGUGUGAUUAUGUGUAGCUGUAAUUGAUUUACCUGUGUGUACACUAUAUAUACAAAAGUAUGUGGACAUCCCUUCAAAUUAGUUGAUUUGGCUAUUUCAGCCACACCCGUU
Messenger RNA from Coregonus clupeaformis (lake whitefish), 1976 nucleotides. Its product is annotated as ras-like protein family member 10B. The record is from RefSeq and is a predicted model, not a curated record. The transcript has 3 exons. Bases 393 to 1007 code for a protein of 204 amino acids. Lineage: Eukaryota; Metazoa; Chordata; Actinopteri; Salmoniformes; Salmonidae. Gene Ontology annotation, molecular function: GTP binding; GTPase activity.